AUGGACCAACGAAAUCAGCCCAACGAGCAUCUGCAAAGUCAUCUGACUAUGCGAACCGCUGAAUUUAUUGCCAUCCUCACCCGGCUGGAAAACCUAGAAGCAGAAAAUGUUUCACUCGAGGCUCGAUUAGCUAAUUUGGAGGCCAGCCAUGAUCAGCAGACCCCAGACGAUGGGGAGGUCAAAUUUGUCUCAGCCCGGCCCGCGACACCCCAUGAAUGUGCCAGUAAAGCAGACAACCGCCAACAGCAGAUCAAGAACUCAGAUGGACCAGGUAUGGUAGACGCCGGCAAACACUUGAAAUUCAUACAUACGCUUGACUUCAUCUCCGACAAAGUCAAACUUCUUCCAACCUGGGCACUGUACAACAAAGAAAUCCCACUUUUUGUAGAUAUCGACCUAGAUGAGAAGCACCAGGCAACAGCCACCUACACGUACGUUGUUACCGUUGGGGAGAACAUUGCGCAUCUAGGCACAGGUUUUCGAUUGGCGACCUGGAUCUACGGUAGGAAGAACGAUUGGCGUUGGUUUAGCACGAUUACUGAGAAGAACGCCUUUGAGGGCUCCGUUCUGAAAAUGAAAGCGCAACCAAAGGAGGUCGGAGGAAGCGCGUACUAUCGACACACAAGCUUGAACCGAUCGAAGAGUCAGCGACUGGACCAACAAGUAUUGCCGGAGUAUAUGUACGAAGUCGGAGAGGUUUUGAUGAAGAGCCAGUAUCACGGAUGCGGCCCUGAACCUGCUCGUUCGACUGACUGUCAUCUUGUCAUUGACGUCUGCUCCAACGAAAGAACAUUAUGGUUGGUAUAUCGAUACAAGGGUGUCGAGGCGGGUGGCCGGAUGGUAUCUCGAAAGAAGAAGUUCAACAGGGAUGAUGACAUGUUCCAAUUCGUCAAGGGCGAUCAGGGCUUUGACGUCUGUCAAGUUGCGGAGGGUUUGCGAGAUUGGCUCAUGGAGGAUGGAACAUUCAAGCACGUGCACAAUGCGCAAGCCUUAAUUAAAAGCACCCGCUGCCGAGCUGACCCGGAGUUCAGCGCUCCAUUGUUCGAAGAUUUCCUAGCGAAGCUGAAGCAACAGCACUGA
This is a messenger RNA of Truncatella angustata, 1080 nucleotides long. RefSeq lists its product as uncharacterized. The record is from RefSeq and is a predicted model, not a curated record. The transcript is spliced from 3 exons. Lineage: Eukaryota; Fungi; Ascomycota; Sordariomycetes; Amphisphaeriales; Sporocadaceae. The coding region runs from base 1 to 1080 and encodes 359 amino acids.